AUGCAUAGUAACCUCUCUUUAGAACUGAGCGUUUUACCGAUACGUUUUUGGUCCAAUAAUAUUAAUAUAAAAGUAAGAAGUAACUCUUUGUCUGUUGAAGGUGAACGUCCGUAUGCCGGUGAAUUUUGUAGCAAAAGCUUCGCCCAAUCAGGGCAUCUGACUUCGCACGUCAAGGCCCAUACGUCACCAAAAAAUUAUGCGUGAAUAACUGAGAAGAAGUUCAGCCAGAGUGGACAUUUCCGGAACUAUGAACGCCUGCAUAGCGGUGAACCUCCAUUUGAGUGCAAAAUGUGCCAUAAAACAUCCGGUCGUCUUGUCAGCCAUGUGCAAAUUCAUGAAAACACAAAACCGUACAGCUGCCCCGUAUGUGAAAGGGGCUUCACACAAUCCGGCCAUGUAAAGAGCCACCUUCAAGUUCAUAAGACCAGAUUGAGAAAGGAUCAUCAAGGCUAAGGAUCUUGUUGACAGGCCCCAGGCCCCGUCAUAUCCACCGGGAUACCACAGGAACAACGUCAGACCUUUGGACCAUCUUUAUGUUAUUAUUUUUACCAUUGAUUUUGUUUAAAUUAACCUAGUUGU
Messenger RNA from Varroa destructor (honeybee mite), 579 nucleotides. Its product is annotated as zinc finger protein 235-like. Lineage: Eukaryota; Metazoa; Arthropoda; Arachnida; Mesostigmata; Varroidae. The record is from RefSeq and is a predicted model, not a curated record.